Vitrella brassicaformis is the source of this 2722-nucleotide messenger RNA. The record is from the annotation of a GenBank genome assembly. NCBI's taxonomy places the organism in Eukaryota, Vitrellaceae.
UGCACUUGACUUGAUGUGCGUAUGCGUUUGUUUAUGGGUGCCUGCCUUUCGGACGUUCCCUCUCUUACACACUCACUCGAUCGCAGGACGCACACACACAUCCAUCGCUUGUCAUCUGGCACCUUUCCCACCACACCCACCACACCCCCUUACUUGCGCACCGACCCUAUCAGCCAGCCAGCCAGCAAGCCAGCCAGCCAGCCAUGCAGGCCCAUCCAUCCUAUUGGCAUCGCAUCAUGCGAGUGUGUCACUACAUAAACACCAACCAACCGAGAGAGACAGGUCGACUGACUCCACCACACACAGAAUUGACAGCAAGCAGUGAGAGAGAAGGUUCGUUCGUAUGGAGUGAGUGGAGUGGGUGGCCGAGCGGGUUGAAGAUAUGAGUGGGGAACGUAACGCGUAGAUCAACAACACACACAGCAGCCAGCCAUUCGUGUGACCGUUUUGCCCCUCCCUCCAUCCAUCCAUCCACCCGUCGCUCCCUGCUCAGUUGCGAGCAGAGAAGGAGAGGCCAGGGGAAUCUGUGCAGUCAUAUGCGCGUUCUCUGCCUCGAUACUCCUGAAUAAACCCGUGUGGAUAAGAAAAGUACCUCUACGCUCUCUGUCUGUCUGUCUGUCUGCCUGUCUGAUGGGCAGAAAGACAACUCGGAUCAACGCAAAACGUAGGAAGUAAAAAGCAAAAAUUUAGCAAGAGUGGUAGAAACAGACAGAGACAAAGAGAGAACGCCCGAAACAAAGCACCCCAAAUCGGAAAGAGCGACAGAGAGUGUCAACGACGCAACCUUCCAGCCCCCCGUUCCUGCCACGCAUCGCCGAACCAGCCAGCCAGUCGAGUAAGUCAGUGGGUCAGCCCAUUUCUUGCCCCUUCGGCGGGUCCAGCAAGCCAGCUCAUUCAAUCCAUCAAUCCCUCCCUCCAUCCUGCCCAAAUCGACCGGUCCCCUGUCGUCCCCCCCAUCGCUGCCCCCUCGCCGCCCCCUUGCCGGCAGCUCCACAGACCGGGUCCCCCUCCCCCUCUCCCUCUCGCCCCGGCCAUCAUCCAGCACCCACCUUCGCACAUACGUCACGCUGGUGCCGUCGUGAUCAUCGCACAGUGGUAGAUGGGCAUGCUCGCAUCGUCGUGCUCGUCGCCGCGUUCGGCUGAGGCGUCGUCUGGCUCCUCGGGUAUGGGCGGGAGACGGCAUGAUACACUCACUGUGCAGGGGGUGGGGAGGGGGCGGGGGCGCGCUGGGCAGAAGCGAUAAUGGGACAGGUCAUGUUCCGACAAGGGGCCCUGCAGACAACAGACGGAGCACACCACAAGGGCGACAGACAGGUGCAUCCGUGCCAACGUCAGUCAGCCGAUGGGUGGAUAUGCCUGCGUGCGCUGCACUGCGCCUUGGCUGUAUGCCAACCUUUCGGACUCUUGAAGGACCAUAUGCGUUUUCUUGACGUCAUCGAAGUACAGCUCCCAGUCGUUGCGCUCGUGGUUUCCCUCCCAAGGUGCGCAUCCCAACUGAGUCAGUCCACUGCUGCAGAGGGAAGAGACAAAGACAAUAUGAGGAAGGGCGAUGAGUCUCUCUGCCUUGUUUAGACUCACCACCAGCGGGCGUGUGUUGUCGUCUCCGAGCAAAGCGGCAGCCUGGUCACACUCGGCUGCCUUGGCAGCGUAGCCACGACGCCGAAGCUCGUGAGUGACACACCUUGACAACGCCGCCUGUGUUGGUCGUCUGCCGUAUAAGGGACACGUUCUUGCGGCCACUCAGUCAGGGUCUGCACACAACACAUGCCAAACAGCCACACAUGCCAAACAGCCACACAUGUAUGCGGGAGGGGUCGAUAGUUCACCUUAAUUGUCGAACUCGUCGAAGAGGUUGUCGAGCUGCGGUUUUCGUUGACUCGGAUUCAUAGAGUCCCACUCUGUCACACUCUCAGGAACACCGAUGACCUGAAUAAAUGACACAUGGGCAAGGAAGAGAAACCUCGAAAGGAGUACAUAUGUGAUCGCACGAUGUCUCAUUUGCUCACGUGGUGCUUGCAGAUCCAUCCCAAUCCAUCCAUCCAUCCCAAGAGGCCACACAGUGAGGCCGCCCCGCCACCAGUCAGCAAGGGGGCGACGACAACGCUCCGAGAGCGCCUGGUGAAGCGGCGUCGGCAGGCACAUCACCAGACAGACAGACCUGCAACAAACAUACACAAACAAACAUUGCAAACCGGCAGGUCUCUGUCACUCUCGGAUGGAUCUCUCACCGGGCAAAUGACAGCCGUCCGUCGAUGUCUGUCGCUGCACCGCUCACAGCGCUCUGCUCGCCCGCCUCAUGGACGCACUCACUCCCACGUCGGCUGCACUGCGCGACGUGUCCAAGACCAAGGCUGAACACAUAACAUACACAAGGGAGAGAAGGCACUGGCUUAUCUGCACUGUCUUCCUUCUGGCACCGCACCCAGGCGGCUCACCGCACAUCAGAUCUGCCAGAUGACCCUCCUCAUUCACUCAGUCAUGCCCUCGUGUCAUCCUUGGCCGCUCGCGGGCGCUGCCCGCUGACAAACAGACAGAGAGGGAAGGACACCUGCAGUCCGACCAGAUCUCAUCGUCGCCCAUCAGCAGUCUGUCUGCAGUGCUCUCUCUCCUUCGGUCACCUGGUUGGCUCUGAUUCCUUAGGACCCCCGACAACACACAUUUAAGCGCCAGAUCACCGCUCCCCUCAGAAGAUCGUCCGUCACAUUCAAUUUCUGAGCUCCCG